AUCAUUUUUAAUUUUAAAAAAAAAAUGUUAAAUGAUUAUAUUUUUUGUUUUUUAAAAUAGUUUGUAAUAAAACCAAAAUGGCAAUUUCAGAAAUUAUUGAAGGAUUUCCCAAUGUGGGGGCAGCAAGGUAGGGUAAAAAUAAAUUUGUAUAAAAAAAAAUAAAAAAAAAGAAUAUAAACUAAUCGAAUAUGAAUAGAGAUACCAAAGAUUUACAACGUAUGGAAAAAUUAGGUAUUACCCAUAUAGUUAGUUGUGCAGGUUCAGUAGCAUCCCCAGAGAGAUAUAAAAUUGCGGUAGAGCAUUUUGAAGAUGAGGAAGAUGUAGAUAUAACAGAAAAGAUAGAUAAGGUAUUUUGGUUUAUAGAAAAAGCAAGCUCUCAAAGGGACUCGAGAGUUUUAGUACAUUGUUUAGCGGGUAAAAGUAGAAGUGUAUCAUUAGUAUUGGGAUUUAUUUUGAAGCAUGGUUUUUUAUCAUUAGAGCAAACUUUUUAUUCAGUUCAAUUUAAGAGACCUGAAAUUAGACCGAAUAAUGGAUUUAUGAAUCAAUUAUUGGAUCUAGAAUUAAAAAUAAGAGGAGUAGAAUCAUUUUCACGAGUUAAAAAGGAGUGGCAAAGUAUAGUUAAAUCACCACCAAACAGAUCAAAGAUUAGUGAUUUAUCUGCUCUAAGAGGUUCAUCACCUAAAAGAGUUAAACAGUUAUCAGCUAAAAUCACCGCAACCAUUACUGAAUUCACUUCAAUAUAUCUAAAUGAAGAAACUUUAAAAUUACUAUACCAACAACAUUUAGCAUCGACUCACCAGACCCAACUAUACGAAUAUACAUUCUUUUGUAAAGAGGUUCAACAAUAUCUUUCAACAACCACAAACAAAGCUCAAGAGUUUACCAAAGUAAACCAUUUCGUAGAUUGGUCAGAUAUAGUAAAAUAUUUAGAAGACUCUAUUGAAUCCCUUGUAAAAUAUAAUUGUAUCGAUCAAUAGUUAAUAUAAAUAAUAAUAAUAAUUAUAAUAAUAAUAAUAAUAAUAAUAUUAAAAAUAAUAUAAUAAUUUUAAUUUCAUAUUUAAUUUUUAUUAUCAUAAAAAAAAACAGCAAUAUGAUAAUAAAAUUUUAAAAUAAAAUUAAAUUUUAUCCAUGUGGUGUUUGUACACUUUGUUCAAAUCU
Molecule: messenger RNA, 1158 nt
Organism: Dictyostelium purpureum
Lineage: Eukaryota; Evosea; Eumycetozoa; Dictyosteliales; Dictyosteliaceae
Exons: 2
Coding region: 189-977 (262 amino acids)
Biological process (GO): negative regulation of MAPK cascade; protein dephosphorylation
Cellular component (GO): cytoplasm
Molecular function (GO): protein tyrosine/threonine phosphatase activity; MAP kinase tyrosine/serine/threonine phosphatase activity
Source: RefSeq, a predicted model, not a curated record